AUGUCAGAAGAAAAUUUCGAGUUAUAUUUAGAAUCUGCCCGUAGUGCUAAAAAAUUGUUUAAGAAAAAGAGAUAUGAUGGUUGGCAAUCAUUUUGUGCUUCCAUUAGCCCAGACGUCAGCCCGUCAGAGGUCUGGCGUAAUAUUCGUAGAUUUAGAUCUGCAUAUAAUAAUUCUCCCUCUUCUAAAUUACCGCUAACCCUAGCUGAUCAAUUCAUGGAUCAUCUUGCACCCCCUUCUGUACCGGAACAGGCAUUUCCUCCAUUAUCUAUUCCUGCUUACAUUUCCGAUGACCAAACUGGAUUAAAUGCUCCAUUCUCUUUGAUCGAACUUAAAGGUGUACUCAAUAACGUAAAAGAUUCUACUCCAGGAGAUGAUGGGAUUCCAUAUUCUUUUUUGAAAAACCUUUCGGACCGUGUGCUGAUGCUGUACUUAAAUAUUAUAAAUUCUAUUAUGAUUUCUGGGUGCAUUCCCAAGUCUUGGAUCACUCAAUCUAUUAUCCCUAUUUUAAAAGACAAUAAACCAGCCGAUGAUCCUUCUUCUUACAGACCUAUUGUCCUUUCUUCUGUUUUAAUGAAAACAGCAGAACACCUAGUUAAAAUCCGUUUAGAAUGGUUUUUAGAGAGUAAAAAUUUAUUAGCAACGUCACAAUUCGGUUUUAGGAAAAGUAGAAGCACAAUGGAUAGCUUAGGUAUAUUCACUACGGACAUAAGAUUAGCUUUUUCAAACAACGAGUCGAUAGUAGCUACUUUCUUAGAUAUAAGCUCAGCUUAUGACAAUGUUCUUAUAUCGGUUCUUAGGGGAAAAUUGCUUUGCUUAGAUGUACCUACCACCGAUUCUGUCAAACUUUAUUAUCAAUAUGCUCAGAGAAAGAUACAUUAA
Messenger RNA from Pieris macdunnoughi, 879 nucleotides. NCBI's taxonomy places the organism in Eukaryota, Metazoa, Arthropoda, Insecta, Lepidoptera, Pieridae. The record is from the annotation of a GenBank genome assembly.